UUCAGAAGUUCAGAAGUACUGGCUGCAGCGGCGCUUUGAGGAGAGAGAUUGCGGGAAAAAAACAGCAGGCAUGGCGCGGCGCGGGAAAAGAAAACCCAGGUCUUCGCCACAGACAGAAACACCAAACGGGGAGGUGAAAAAGCCAAAAGAAGGGCAAAGGGAUGAAAAGACUGUUGUUGCAGGAGAAAUGAGAGAAGAAGUGGAAAGAUUGUACAAGCUAAGCAUGCCUGACGAUUUUUUCCAGUUUUGGGAAUUUUGCAAGAGUCUUCGUGCUGACUGUCCACAAGAUGCCCUAAAGGAAACACUUGGGCUUCAGCUAGUUGGGCCUUUUGAUAUCCUGUCCAAAAAAUACAAAUGCUCAACUUCCUCUCAACCCAACUUUCAUCUUCAUUGGCGCCAUUUUUAUGAUCCCCCAGAGUUUCAGACAAUCAUAUUGGGCAACGUAGACACCCAACACCACAUGGGCUACUUCAGAGAUAUACCUGAUGCUUUACCUGUGUUUAUUGGGGAGAACGAAGCCAAGAAAUGCUGUACCAUCACACAGAUGGGGGACAACAUCUUUGCAGCAGUUCUGCUGUUUUUGAAGAAGAAAAGAAAGGAGAGGGGACAACAGAAGAACGAAGCUGCUUUGGACAGGUUGGAAGAAGAUUUGAAGCGAGAGGCAGAGAGGUUGGAUUUGCCCCUGGAGCAGAAAACUAAAGCAAUGAAACAAAGAGAGAGAAAGGUAGUCACAAAGACUUUUCAUGGAGCAGGAAUUGUGGUUCCAGUGGAUAAAAAUGAUGUUGGAUAUAGAGAAUUGCCAGAAACUGAUGCAAGUCUGAAGAAGAUUUGCAAAGUGAUUGCGGAGGCCAAGGAUGAUGAGGAGAGGAUGAAAGCUUUCGCGCCCAUUCAGGAAAUGAUCACCUUUGUUCAAUUUGCCAAUGAUGAAUGUGAUUACGGCAUGGGCUAUGAGCUUGGGAUAGAUCUGUUCUGUCAUGGCUCACAUUAUUUCAAUAAAGUGGUACGUCAGCUGCUGCCAUUGGCAUACAAUCUGCUGAAGAGAGGUCUGUUUGGAGAGAUACUGGAAGCGCACCUCGCCAGUCGUUCCCAAGACAACCUUGACCAGCUCUCUGCUGUCUGACGUAUAUUGAGUGGAUAAGCUAUUCAGAAUGGCUUCCUGUAUAUGGUGUUCGGGGUGGGGUCAGAGACAUUACACUGCACUAAAUUACGCUGUUAGGUAGUGCUGCUUCAUUGAAUAUGCUACAAAGCCCAAGAAAGGUUAGUUUCUUAAACCUGAAUUACUCAUACUUUUAUAAAAGAUGUAUCGGAUCAUUAAAUAUAAGCAUUUCGCUUUGCAUACAUUUAAUUGGUUUAACUUAAUUAAAAGGAAUUGGCACAUAUGUAUGUUUGUUUGUUUGUUUGUUUGUUUUUUAAAGGUAACUCUGUCUUCCCUUAAGCUUUUUUGGCUGUGCUUAAGGUUAGUCCUAUUAAAAGUGAAAUCAAAUUGAGUUUUCUUCUUCAGGUUCUACAUCCUGAGAAUCAACAUUUUGUGAGUAAUACUGUGCCUUUCCAAACCUGAUUCUCUUUCAUUCACUGUCGG
Rhinichthys klamathensis goyatoka is the source of this 1579-nucleotide messenger RNA. RefSeq names its product histone PARylation factor 1. The coding region runs from base 71 to 1120 and encodes 349 amino acids. Gene Ontology annotation, biological process: DNA damage response; regulation of protein ADP-ribosylation. Gene Ontology annotation, molecular function: histone binding; poly-ADP-D-ribose binding. The record is from RefSeq and is a predicted model, not a curated record. Lineage: Eukaryota; Metazoa; Chordata; Actinopteri; Cypriniformes; Leuciscidae. Gene Ontology annotation, cellular component: nucleus. The transcript has 8 exons.